Molecule: messenger RNA, 3434 nt
Organism: Pseudophryne corroboree (corroboree frog)
Lineage: Eukaryota; Metazoa; Chordata; Amphibia; Anura; Myobatrachidae
Product: leukocyte antigen CD37-like
Exons: 9
Coding region: 139-951 (270 amino acids)
Cellular component (GO): plasma membrane
Source: RefSeq, a predicted model, not a curated record
AGUUUGCUCUGUACUGUAUUAUAGCAGAGACGUGAGACAGGCAGCUGCUUCAUUGUGGAAACUCAUCCCUUCUCAGUUACCUGUGGUUACUAGGACGGUCACUGUAUUCUGUCUCCGCUGUGCAGGAAAAGAGAGAAGAUGGCUAUGAAAGGCUGCCUGAGCGUAACAAAAUAUUUCCUGUUUGUCUUCAACCUGUUUUUCUUUAUACUGGGAGGCUUGAUGCUGUGUUUCGGGCUCUGGAUUCUAUUUGACAGAAGCAGUUUUGCCUCUCUAAUAAUAGGGUCAUCAUCGCCCACCUUGAAGUUUUGGUCCUAUGUGUUCUCAGGAACUGGGAUCCUUACAAUGUUACUGGGAUUUCUGGGCUGCCUCGGUUCGCUAAAAGAGAUCAAAUGUCUCCUGGGAUUUUAUUUUGCAUUCCUUCUCCUGCUGUUUGCGACUCAGAUUACUCUGGGAGUGCUGGCAUAUACACAGAGAAAUACCUUGAAAAACACAGUGGGGGAAUAUGUGAGACAUAUCAUAAAGAAUUAUGGAAAUCAUACAAAACAAACAGAUAUGGAAGAGAAUUUGGACUUUACACAAGAACAGGUGGAGUGCUGUGGUUGGUAUGCACCUGAAGAUUGGCUAAAUAAUCAAAAGAUCAAUGAAAACUCAUCAGUCAGCUUAUACCCUUGCUCCUGCAGAAAUGUGUCUGCCACCAGAAAUAACAUUGCUAAUGUCACAGAAAUUUACGAGGCCAGGAGUGGAUUCUGCACAACUAAAGCUGGGGAGAAGUGGCCUGUGUAUCAGACAGGCUGCAUGAACAGUAUUCAGAACUUUAUUUUAAAUAACAGCAUCUGUAUUGUUGGAGUCUGCAUAGGUAUUGCCUUGCUGGAGCUCUUUGUCAUGACGUUGUCGAUGUGUCUGUGUAGAAAUCUGGAUCAGAACUACAACAAACUUGCACGCUAUUCCUAGAAGACUGUUCAGUCGCCUGGCACAGUAUGAGAAAGGAGGAGGACAGUAAAUAAGCAUCAAGCCACAGCCAAGAAACUGCAUGUUCCUUUUCUGCUUGUUAUCAGUAUCUUACCCAUUCGGGGAGACCACCACCCACCAUAUACACUUCAGCUUUACUGGUUCUCCAUACCAACAAUAGCCAACUUUUCAAAUAUUUGGAGUCUAUGGAUUUGAGGCAAACAAACCACCAUAUAGCUAAAUGGUUAGCAAAAGCAGAUCUCCAUUUAAUAAGGACCUCACCAAUCAGACUUAUUUUUAUAUUUGGAAUAUUUAAACAAACCCUUACCGUUUGCAGUAUUUAGAACCCUAAUGGUGAACUAUCAUGCAGUGCAUUUUUAUGUACUUCAAGAGCCAUCAUUCUCAAAGAACAACUAAAGGAAUGUACUUUGUCUCUGGUACUAUGGUCAGCUCUCCAGUACAUGGAGACAUCUAGUGGUCACUAUGUAUAUUACAGAGUCUUGUGGUUUCUCAUUUGCUUACUUUUAAAGUUACUGAUGUUACCAAUGAUUCAGAUUUGAAGAAAAAACAAACUAUACAAUGCAGAAGAAAAGAAACAUGUUACUUCAUAGUGUAUUAAUACUCUUGUGAACAGAUUUCCACAAGGCCACUGUGAUUAGCAGAAUUGUUUUUUAUGUGGGUACUGCAUAUUGUUUUUCUUGGGCAUUUUUUUUUUGUUGUUGUGGUUUUUUUUCUUUUGCAUGAGUUAAGCAAAUUUUCCAUUAAUUGUUAGACUCCAAAUACAGACUCCUAUCUUUACUUUCUAGAAUACUUAUUUAGUCAGUCAUAUUGCAUUACACAAAUUACAUACAAAUUAGGAUAUUUUCUAGUUCUACUUUUUAGAAAUGUCUUCAUCCAAACUAGUCCAUCCUUUUGACUGUAAAAUUAUCCCUUUAAUUGCCUCCUAAAAUACUGUUUAGUUUAACCUCAGUUAUUUCUUAAAUGAAGCAUGAAUUCGAGGUAACAUAGAGACCAGUGCAAGAUGAAGGCAUCAUUGCAAUUUACUCCUGUUCGUUCUCCACCCCAACCAAUUUUCUUUCCUUUCUUCUCUAGAAAGACUGCUGCCACCUUCCACUACACAUGUUUAUGUCAGUGCCCCCAUUUCUAUUGAUGAAUACUAGGCAGCAGAACCCUAGUGCUGCACUCUCUAAGCAGCAGCACCCUUCCCACAGUAUCGCAACAUUUCUACACACACACCUCUAGCAGAGGCCUAUCCUAUUACAAAACAAAAACUUGGGAGGCAUAAGCAGGACCCUAGUCGAGAUCCCAGAUCACUAAUAUUGCAGAGUAGAUGCAGAAACUUUGUUUCAGAUGUGCUAAAUACACCUAGAAAUGUGGCUUUUCAUUAAAAUGCAACUUAAAGGAGAUUGCAUAUACAGUAUCUGUAAUCAGAGCAGAUCUCCACCAGCUCAUACCUGGCUCCUUAGCAUAGCAUGUUGAGUUCCAGCAAUGUGCCCUAUUUAUCCAAUUUCAUUCAUUUCCCUCUACAAUAUGAAAUGUCACUUUUGCUCUACUCCACAAAAAAACAAUGCGUAAUGGUCACUGACUUCAGACAGGAUCUGGACCCACUAUGGCACCUCCUAUUGGCCAGAGCAGACUUCCUCUCUGUAGACACGGUCAUCUUGCUCUCUAAAUGUAUGCCCUUUGGACUUAAAAAUACAAUAAAAAAUAUAUUGACAUUUAUGUAGUGCGCAGCCAUUGGACUUAAAGAUAGGAUAUCUCACAUUCGUACUAAAUUGGAUUGUAUAAUAACACAGGUUAUGUUUUCAUUGAUCAAACAUAAAUGUGAUUAAAGGAAAACUAUCUAGACUACGUUGUGAUGUGCUUUGGUUGUAGCAUAUAUAAAAUUUGACACACAUAUAUAUAUAUAUAUAUAUAUAUAUGUAUAUAUAUAUAUGUUCAGUUUUUAAACUACAGAUUUAUAUUUAUCACACUCUCAUGAAAACACAAGUGUAAUGGGUUCCUUUAUGAUAUGUUCUCGGCUCAGUUCAGGCAAUGGUCAUUUUCUAACUCUUAGACUGCUGUUCAGGAGAGCCAUUCAUUCUCAGAAGCUUGAUCAACACAACUUGAUUGUGGCCAAUAGUGAACUCAGCAUUAUUGUUUUACUAUUGCAUUAUCAUAUUGAUUUUUUGUUGUGGGAGCAGCGCAACCAUAGGGUUGGUCACAUACCCCAUAGAGUUCUCCAGACCCCUUUGAUAUGAACCCCUGAUGAAGUCCAUUUGGACGAAACGCGUUUUAUUUAGUACGGAUGUGAGAUCAUCAGACAUCUAUUGAUUGAGAGACACCAUUGGAUUAAGAAACUCUAUAUAUAGAAAAUAUCUUACCACUUAUGGUUUUGAUGUCUGUGUUUUAAUGUGGAUAUAUUAGUCAUAUGACAUUGACGCAGCAAUUGUAUCUACUGCGGUUCAUUGUUCAAUGUUAAUAUGUGAUUAAAUUGAAGUUUUUAA